Messenger RNA from Erythranthe guttata (spotted monkey flower), 876 nucleotides. The record is from RefSeq and is a predicted model, not a curated record. NCBI's taxonomy places the organism in Eukaryota, Viridiplantae, Streptophyta, Magnoliopsida, Lamiales, Phrymaceae.
AUGGGUGUGUUCCCAAAACAUUAUGGGAUUUCUCGAUCAAACCUCAUCAAAUUAUGGGUCUCUGAGGGCUUUCUGGAUACAUACCUGGUGAUUGAAGAAACUGCCGGAAACUACUUAGAUCAACUUAUUCAGCGAAGUGUUGUUUUGAGAGAAAAACACACUUCUGUCAAUUCGUUUAGAUCUAAGAACUGUAGAUUGCAUUUCACCUUUCGAAGUCUAUGUGUUAGUGAAGCUAAAAGUGAAAAGUUUUUCCAUAUCCUGAAAAAAUACACCGAUUGUACUCCGGAGAACAUCAGAAUGCAGCAGCGUUUGUGCGUCCACAAUAAUGUUAUUCUUGCUUUAACACAAGUUCAUGAAUGGAUGGAGUCUGUUCCGAAUGCACGAUCUCUUCUGUGUUUCGGUCCAAAACAACAAUAUCCAGUAUUGUUGCCCUUGUGUUUUAGAUUUCUCAAGGUACUAGAUGCACUUGCGAUCCGCUUCUACGAGUUCCCACAUCAACUACUUGCAUUAGUUCACUUGACGUAUCUUUCCAUCACGUGUGAUAGAGAGCUUCCCAACUCCAUAUCCACACUUUGGAAUCUCGAGGUAUUGAUUUUCACUCGGCAUCAUGAUAUCAAAUUGCCGAAUAAUGGUCCAGUUUAUCUGCCUAUAGAUAUCUGGAACAUGCAUAAACUGAGGCAACUUUAUUGCAAGGGCUUCGACCUCCCACCUCCUCCGGAUGAUUCUCAUCUUGAGAAUCUUAUAACAGUUUCAGGUGUGAGUGUUCACAGUUGUACCGUAGAAGUGCUUUCAAGAAUCCCAAAGCUAACGAGAAUAUCCGUUCAAAUUGAGUCAGCACACGACUCAACCGAAACGUUUAGUUUUUUCGGCCAUUGA